AUGGGCUCUUCUCUAUUGCUCGUCGCCAUCUCUCUGGGGACAAUUUGUAUUUUUGUCUAUACACUUUCUUAUCCCAGACGCCAGCUACCUUUGCCCCCCGGACCCAGAAGGCUUCCACUAAUUGGCAAUCUGCACCAGCUCGAUAUUAAACGGCCAUGGGAGUCGUUCCAUAAAUGGCACCAGCAAUAUGGCCCUCUAGUCGCGGUUAAAUUCGGAGCACGGACCAUAGUAAGCAUCAGUUCGGAUGGGUUAGCUCGUGACCUGUUGAACAAGCGGUGUGCCACGUACAGUUCGCGCCCAAGGCUCUCCGUCUGCUCAGAGAAUAAUGCAGGAGAGCUCCAUGCAGCCCUCAUGCCCCAUUCUAAACGCUGGGUACUUCAUCACCGUAUUGCAUUGACUCUGCUUAAUCCCGGCCUAUCAAAGCAAUACCGUCAGCUACAAGAUCUGGAGAGCCAGCGAGUCAUUCACGAGCUACUUCAGGGUAAUGAUGUAGCGCACUCCUUUGACCGGUACAUGGCAAGUGUGAGCUUCACACUUGCCUAUGGACUCCCGGUGCAGCAUCAUAACCAGCGUGAAGUGCUUCAAAUAAGAAACUUCAUCAAUGGUCUCCGGGACGCAAUGUCAAAUAUGUUUGUUGCUGUUGCCGAGAUUUUCCCUCUUUUGGAUCAGCUUCCUGGAGCAUUUGCCAUUUGGAGACGACAGGGGGAGGAACUCAACCGACAUGCCACUGCGUUCUUCUUGGACAAUUCAAUGAAGGCUCAGUCAGCGCCCGGGUGGAACUGGGUGAGAGAAUGUGAACGACUAAAGGAGACGCAGGACAUGUCCCUGAGGGAGAUAGCCCAUGUCUUGGGCACUAUUCAGGAGGCAGGGAUGGAAACCACACCCAGCGUUUUCCGAGUGGUUAUUAAGGCUUGUCUUCUGUAUCCGGCGUGUUUGUCACGAGCCCAGGAGGAAAUUGAUGAAGUCGUUGGCAGGAGUCGGCUCCCGUCGUUUGAUGACAUGGGCCGGUUGCCCUACAUCAACGCACUCAUUCAUGAGGCAGCACGAUGGCAACCAAUCACCCCAUUGGGAUUGCCCCAUUGCCCACUGAGAGAUGACGAAUUUAUGGGGUAUCAUAUUCCUGCAGGGUCGACCAUUUUCCCCAACAAUCAUUCAAUGGUCAAUGACCCUGAAGCAUUCCCCGAACCUCGCGAAUUUAAGCCAGAGAGAUGGCUUCAGAGCCAAGAUCCUCCCUUCAGCCCGUUUGGGUACGGUCGACGAAUUUGCCCUGGCAGGCAUCAUGCUUUGGACAGUCUCUUUAUCGUUAUUUCUCGUGUUGUCUGGGCAUACACCAUCACCCAUGCGUACCGCAAUGGCGAAAAAGUUGAUGUAGAUGCUUGGGAUACUCAUACUUCCUUUACCUCUUCACCAGCUCCGUUUCCGACAGUACUCCGAGUUCGCAGUCAAACGCAUCAGGAAAUCAUAGAAGAGGCCUGGACAUCUACUAAAGAGAAACUGGCUAACUUCUUGGGGACCUUCAACCCGACAUCUGGUGGAUAGGUAUUCUGAGGUAUAUAUUAUCUAGCCGUGUGCAUAGUAUAUAUCCAUCGUUUGACAAUAUUUGCUCUGGACUCUGGUUUACGUUAAAGGCUUCCACAGCCUCAAGCUUUCUUGGGCUUCACUAUGUUCCUUCGGGGUCAUGUUAACUAGACCGUCAAGACGUAUUUAACACGAGGUAGCCAACUGAUAUUACGGUAUGAUGCUUAAUUCUUGAAGGACUGAGUUCUAGACUCUUGUAACUUUCAUUGUAAAUGAUUCCAUAGAGGAUUUCUAAGUCCAC
Molecule: messenger RNA, 1819 nt
Organism: Aspergillus pseudotamarii
Lineage: Eukaryota; Fungi; Ascomycota; Eurotiomycetes; Eurotiales; Aspergillaceae
Product: cytochrome P450
Exons: 1
Coding region: 1-1539 (512 amino acids)
Molecular function (GO): oxidoreductase activity, acting on paired donors, with incorporation or reduction of molecular oxygen; monooxygenase activity; heme binding
Source: RefSeq, a predicted model, not a curated record